This is a messenger RNA of Triplophysa rosa, 4386 nucleotides long. It is a transcript of the gene slc1a7b, whose product is annotated as solute carrier family 1 member 7b. The coding region runs from base 249 to 1991 and encodes 580 amino acids. Gene Ontology annotation, molecular function: L-glutamate transmembrane transporter activity; neutral L-amino acid transmembrane transporter activity; glutamate:sodium symporter activity. The record is from RefSeq and is a predicted model, not a curated record. Gene Ontology annotation, cellular component: plasma membrane. Lineage: Eukaryota; Metazoa; Chordata; Actinopteri; Cypriniformes; Nemacheilidae. The transcript has 11 exons. Gene Ontology annotation, biological process: L-glutamate transmembrane transport.
CCGAGGAUGCUCGGACAGUGUGAUACCCAUCUUAGUCCAACGCUGCAUGGCACAGGAGAGAGAUAAAGCGUGAAAUGCAAAGAGCAUGAAUCAGAUUUUUUUACGCAGGGCCUGAGCAAAACCGCACGUGUAAUCUUGUCAUUUUAUCUUUUCUGGCUUGCUGGUGUUUUUCGGGUCGCUCUGCAGACUGGUUCCUGGCGCUGGAUUUAUGGAGAGCUGCUAGUGAAGUUGGAAGCCUGUGAAACGCAAUGGCCGUGGCGUUGGACGCCAUGUGGGUGCGAGUGAAGGGGGUCUGUAAGCAGAACGGCCUUCUCAUCCUCUCAGUGCUGGCCGUUGUUAUCGGAUGUUUGCUGGGAUUUUUCCUGCGCUCCAAGAACCUCUCGGAGCAGGAGGUGAAAUAUUUCCAGUUUCCAGGAGAGCUGCUGAUGAGGAUGCUGAAGAUGUUGAUUUUGCCUCUCGUUGUGUCCAGCUUGAUGUCCGGUCUGGCAGCGCUGGAUGCUAAAUGUUCCAGUCGACUGGGCCUCAUCACUGUGUCCUAUUACCUGUGGACCACCUUCCUGGCGGUUGUGGUGGGUAUAGUCAUGGUGUUAAUCAUUCAUCCGGGCGGAAUGGCACAGAAAGAAGACUCGGAGGACAGCGGAAAACCCAUCAUGAGCUCGGCCGAUGCCCUCCUGGAUCUCAUACGAAACAUGUUUCCUGCGAAUCUUGUUCAGGCCACAUUUCAGCAGUAUCGUACCAACAGCGUACCCAUAAUGACGACUCCGAAGACCACCGUGAGCCCGGGUCUGACAGAGAGCACCACCCGUCGGGCUCUCAUCUACGGGAUUCAGGAUGAUAACGGUACGGACAUCCAGAACUUUCAGCUGGAUCUGACCCCGCCUCCCGACGUGGUGUUCCGAACACUUCCCGGCACCAGUGAGGGAAUGAACGUCCUGGGAAUAGUGAUUUUCUCCGCCACUAUGGGCAUAAUGUUGGGCAGAAUGGGUCCUAAUGGCAGUGCCCUGGUGAACUUUUGUCAAAGUCUCAAUGAAGCUGUGCUGAAAAUCGUGGCUAUAGUCAUCUGGUAUUUCCCGUUUGGCAUUGUGUUUCUGGUGGCCGGAAAGAUUCUGGAGAUGAGCGACCCGUCUGCGAUGGGGAAGAAGCUGGGAUUUUACGCCAUCACCGUGGUGAUGGGCCUCAUUCUGCACGGCCUCUUCAUUCUGCCCAGCAUGUAUUUCUUCAUCACCAAAAAGAGUCCCAUCGUGUACAUCAGAGGAAUCCUACAGGCUCUGCUCAUCUCGCUGGCCACGUCCUCCAGUUCUGCCACACUGCCUAUCACGUUCAAGUGCCUACUGGAGAACAACCACAUCGACCGGCGAAUCAUUCGCUUCGUGCUGCCCGUAGGCGCCACCAUCAACAUGGACGGGACUGCGCUUUACGAGGCCGUGGCGGCCAUUUUUAUCGCCCAGGUCAACAACUACGAGCUUGAUUUCGGCCAAAUCAUCACCAUCAGUAUCACAGCCACGGCGGCGAGCAUCGGUGCGGCUGGAAUCCCACAGGCCGGCCUGGUCACCAUGGUAAUAGUGUUGACAUCUGUCGGCCUGCCCACUGAUGACAUCACUCUUAUUAUCGCUGUUGAUUGGGCCCUCGACAGAUUUCGCACUAUGGUCAAUGUGAUGGGGGACGCUCUGGCUACAGGAAUCAUGGCUCAUAUCUGCAGAAAAGACUUCAUCAAAGAGGGAGAUGGGGUCCCGCUCAUCUGCGAAACAAAGGCCCUGAAUAACCAGAGCCUGCCCAAUUGUCAACAGAACAAUGGGAGUUUCCAGUGCCCUCCAGCAGGGGGCAAACCUGAGCACAUCCCACCUGAUGUGGCCCGUCUCAUGCAGCUGGAAGAAGGGGUUCGUCCGCCACCCACCGAGCGGAAAAAGCCCCCGGUGCCCCCCCGCCACCUGAAACAUAGAGACAAGGACCAUUGUGCAGUUGACAUGAACGGUCUGGAGACUAACGUAUAGCAACCCUUCAGAGAUUUAAGACUAAUAUCGUAUGGACAACAUGAAAACACAAGCUUCUACUUCAGAGUGGGGGUCUGGAUGUAUAUUAUUUCCUCUUAUAUUUUGGGUAACAGCAUUUUUUUGGAUUUUUCAAAAAGGUGCUAGUCCACAGACUAGAUAUUGUGAUGUUACACAUGAUGCGAGUCUGCACAUAUGGGCCAGUGUCCCAGUUAUGCCAUUAUUGGCGGCACAUGUUGGUUGAUCCGUUCUGUGCAUUAGAUAAUGAGAUAUAAUGAGAAUAGAAAGCAGGUCGAGAUCCGACAAUCCAGCAUUUCUUUGGGUUGAAUAGAGCUGGCAGAUGGCAAUAUAUUUAUGGCCUUGAGAGCGAAGCUUUUCCUGUAAAUGUAUUUUGUAAAAUGGUUUGUUAAGUGUGAGUGAAUUUGCAGUUGUAAAUACACAAUACAGUAAUUACUGUACUGUAUGAACUGUUUAUUUCUAUUUCAAGUUCAUAUCAUUUUAUAUUUUAUUCUUAUUCAUUUUUGUCUUUAAGCAUUUUGAGUCAGGUGUAUUGGUCAUUCUCGGCGCAUGAUGAGAAUGAGAAUUAUCCCUCGUGUUUUUCUGUCACAUUAUUAGUCUUAAAUCUGGGUCAGUCCCGCUGUUUGUGUUCGACAAAUUAUUUCUAUAUUAAACCAAUAAGCACUCAUAAAACCAUUUAAAGGGAUAGUUCACCCCAAAAUAAAAAUGCUGCCAUCAUUUAUUCAUCCUCAUGUUGUUCGUAUCCUGUAUGACUGUUUUUUUCUGUGGAACAAAAAACGAUAUUUUGAGAAAUGUCUCGGAGGUUUUGUGUUCAUACAACGGGGGUCAAUGGGGUUCAGUGUUGUUCGGUUACCAACAUUCUUCAAAAUGUCUUCUUGUGUGUUCUGCAGAAGAAUGAAAGUCAAACAGGUUUGCCAUGACGUGAGGGUGAGUAAAUGAUGAAAGAAUUUUCAUUUUGAGGUGAAUUAUCCCUUUAAGGUAAGAGGUGCUAGCCUGUUCAUUAUAUCAUAUCCAGACAAAAGAAAAUCAAAAGGUGAUCCAAUGAUUUUUUAUACUGUAUACAGCCACGGGAAAAAAUGAAAAUGUACUAUAUAGGUAUUUGUUUGGGUAAAAUGAUGAUUUUUGUUUCAUUCCGUGAACAAUAUCUCUUCCAAAUUUCAAAUAAAAAUAAAGUUUGUAUUUGCAUUUAUUUGCAGAAAAUCUCAACUGGAGAAACAGGUGAAAAUAACAGUAUAGAUGCUCUGUAUUAUUUCAGACCACAAAUACAGCAAAGAAAACAAGUUCAUAUUCACUUUUGCAACAGUAUUUUUCUACAUGUAUUUAAUGUUAUAACCAGGGUUUUAAUCACAGUUUUCAUGUGUCUUGUCAUGCUGUCAGUUGUGUCUGUUGAAUUACUUUGUCACUCCUGAGAUUUGAUUUUGUUGAAAUACAACAGACACUGGACUGGAAUGACCACAAUACAUCUAGAAAUGCUGAUUUGAAUGGUUUCUUAUAUUUUUCCAUGGCUGUAUAUAAAUGACAUUUAUUUCAUAAGUACUAUUUAUUUUAAGAAUUUUUUUUAAGGAUUUGUAUUUGUGGGCUUGCGUCGAGUAUGUUGUGGCGCUUAUGCAGCAUCAUCUUAACCUCUCACAUCAACUAAAAUAUAAAAAACUGCAUGCAUUGAUAAUAAAGGAUUCAUUGAAAUUCCAGCGUGUAUGUUGGAGGGUAAAUUGUGAAGAAGUUUCAUCUCUCUAGUGAAGUACAACAGGGAUUUAUCUCAGUCAAACACCCGUGGGCUGUCACCUCUCACUGCCGUAUCUCAUUGACAUCGAUGUUUUCUUCACUUAAGAUGAACUCAAUUAGGUUGAAUUCACCUCACUCAGCUUCUGCAGCUGAUACACAGGUUGAGAAGUCUCCGUCGCUGAGGGUUUGCUGUGGAAACAAAUGUUUUUUUUAGAAACUGAUUUGACGUCCUGUUUGAUAUGGAAAUUUAUUUGACAUGCAGUUUCUAAGUGUCAAAAGGGAUUUCGUGAAGUGCUUAAAAUGCCAGUUUUCACUUUUUGCUCUCCAGGUUUUUUUCUGAAAUCUGCCUCGAGGUUGGGUUGAUUUAUUUGGUAGUGAAAUAAAUGUUAAAUCAAGGUCUGUGUACAAAAGCUGAAUGCUUCUCAGUUGCAUUUACACGUUAACAAAUGUUGAGUUGUUUCAAUCUGUGUUUGGGUAUAAAAUGUGAAUAAAAUGGCCAUGUUUGACCCAUGAGAUGACAACUUUUAAGAUGAAAGAUGAAAUUUUGUCUGUAAUGCGUUUCCUCAGAUGUUUUAGAAAUGGUUCAUCUCAUACUGUGUACAACGUACUUUCUAUAUUGCCUAGGGAUGUAGCAAUGUUAUCGAUAUCGUGUUAUCGC